This is a messenger RNA of Dovyalis caffra, 2136 nucleotides long. The record is from the annotation of a GenBank genome assembly. Lineage: Eukaryota; Viridiplantae; Streptophyta; Magnoliopsida; Malpighiales; Salicaceae.
AUGGAAUUUUGUCAAGAAUCAUGCAAUGGCAAUGUUUCGCUAGGAUUCAACCCUAAGGACCCAUUGAACUGGGGCAUGGUGGCAGAGUCACUGAAAGGAAGCCAUCUAGAUGAGGUCAAGCGCAUGAUUGAGGAGUCCAGGAAGCCUGUGGUCAAGUUAGGAGGUGAGAACCUGACCAUAGGCCAAGUAACAGCAAUUGCUAGCCGUGACGUUGGUGUCAAGGUAGAGUUGUCCGAGGGGGCUCGAGUUGGUGUCAAGGCCAGCAGUGACUGGGUCGUGGACAGCAUGAACAAGGGCACAGACAGUUAUGGUGUUACCACUGGUUUUGGUGCAACCUCUCAUAGAAGAACCAAGCAAGGCGGAGAGCUUCAAAAGGAGCUUAUAAGGUUCUUGAAUGCUGGUAUCUUUGGUAAUGGCACAGAGACUAGCCAUACAUUGCCUCAUUCGGCAACUAGGGCAGCUAUGUUGGUUAGAAUCAACACCCUGCUUCAAGGUUAUUCAGGCAUAAGAUUUGAGAUCUUGGAAGCUAUUACCAAGUUGCUCAACCACAACAUCACUCCGUGUUUGCCACUGAGAGGAACGAUUACUGCCUCCGGUGACCUUGUCCCAUUGUCCUAUAUUGCUGGCCUUUUGACAGGCAGGCCUAAUUCUAAGGCCGUCGGACCCAACGGAAAAGCCUUAGCCCCAGCGGAAGCCUUUACACUAGCUGGGAUUAAUGGUGGAUUUUUCGAGUUGCAACCAAAGGAGGGUCUAGCACUAGUAAAUGGCACUGCAGUCGGUUCUGGUCUAGCUUCGAUGGUGCUUUUUGAGACUAAUGUGUUGGCAAUCCUAUCAGAAGUGUUGUCGGCAAUAUUUGCUGAAGUCAUGCAAGGAAAACCUGAGUUUACUGAUCACUUGACACAUAAAUUGAAGCAUCAUCCUAGCCAAAUCGAAGCUGCAGCCAUCAUGGAACAUAUUUUGGAUGGUAGCUCCUAUGUUAAAGCAGCUCAAAAGUUGCAUGACAUUGAUCCUCUACAGAAGCCUAAAAAAGACAGAUAUGCUCUCCAAACAUCUCCACAAUGGCUUGGCCCUCUGAUUGAAGUGAUUAGAACCUCAACAAAAAUGAUCGAGCGAGAAAUCAACUCUGUCAAUGAUAAUCCAUUGAUUGACGUAUCAAGGAAUAAGGCUAUUCAUGGAGGGAAUUUCCAGGGGACCCCUAUUGGUGUUUCCAUGGAUAACACUCGUUUGGCCAUUGCUUUAAUUGGCAAACUCAUGUUUGCGCAAUUCUCUGAACUUGUUAACGACUUUUACAACAACGGUUUGCCUUCAAACCUCACUGGUGGCCGCAAUCCAAGCUUGGAUUACGGGUUCAAAGGUGCUGAAAUUGCCAUGGCAUCUUACUGCUCAGAGGUCCAAUUCCUUGCCAAUCCUGUCACCAAUCAUGUACAAAGUGCUGAGCAACACAACCAAGAUGUUAACUCCCUAGGCUUGAUUUCUUCAAGAAAAACAGCUGAAGCUGUUGAUAUAUUGAAGCUCAUGUCUACCACGUUCUUGGUUGCUCUAUGCCAAGCCAUUGACUUGAGGUACAUAGAGGAGAACCUAAAGAACACAGUCAAGAACACCGUGAGCCAAGUUGCCAAGAGAGUUCUGACAAUGGGCUUCAACGGCGAGCUUCACCCUUCAAGAUUUUACGAAAAGGACUUGCUCAAGGUUGUGGACAGAGAACAUGUCUUUGCCUACAUUGAUGACCCUUGCAGUGCAACCUACCCAUUAAUGCAGAAACUAAGGCAAGUUCUAGUCGAUCACGCCCUGAUGAAUGGUGAGAAGGAAAAGAGCUUAAGCACUUCGAUUUUCCAAAAGAUUGGAGCCUUUGAGGAUGAACUGAAGACCCUUUUGCCUAAAGAAGUAGAAAGUGCUAGACUUGAAGUUGAGAAUGGAAAUCCAGCCACUCCAAACAGGAUUAAGGAAUGCAGGUCAUACCCCCUGUACAAGUUUGUGAGGGAAGAGUUGGGAACUGGUUUGCUAACCGGUGAGAAGGCUAGAUCACCUGGCGAGGAGUUUGACAAGGUUUUCACAGCUAUCUGUACAAGGAAGUUGAUUGAUCCCAUGCUGGAAUGCUUGAAGGGAUGGAACGGUGCUCCUCUUCCUAUUUGCUAA